This is a messenger RNA of Maniola jurtina (meadow brown), 7522 nucleotides long. RefSeq names its product titin-like. Gene Ontology annotation, biological process: protein dephosphorylation. NCBI's taxonomy places the organism in Eukaryota, Metazoa, Arthropoda, Insecta, Lepidoptera, Nymphalidae. Gene Ontology annotation, molecular function: protein serine/threonine phosphatase activity; cation binding. The record is from RefSeq and is a predicted model, not a curated record. The transcript is spliced from 15 exons. Bases 279 to 6044 code for a protein of 1921 amino acids.
UUAUUGUGAAUUUAUGACGUGUGUGAGCGAGAUGUAUUUUAAGUGCGAGUGUUUUGAUUUUUAUCGAAAUUAUAAAAACUGGGCAUAAUCACAACGCGUAGUACACGUAAUUUUAAGAGAAAGUGAAAUUACUGUAAUUUUAAAAUAUUGAUGUACUAUGUUAGCUUCAUAAUCGCUAAUAGUAUUAACUAUUUUAAGUGUUUGUUCGUAAACAAGGAAUUGUUGAUUGUGUGAUAAUUGAAUUUAAUUUGUGUAUUUUCUUAAAUAGUGUGAGAAUAAUGGGUGAUAAAGACGACUAUUUGACUAGUUAUCGGGUGUUUUUCGAGAAUUUCGCGGCUACUGUGGACCCUGAGGACCAGCUACCCGUGAAUAUAGCAGGAUACACAAUCACAGAGGCGGAGGUGCCGGGCGAAGUGAUAUAUUGGACCACACAGUAUUUGACAGAAAAACAAUGUCCGCCGACACUGAUGACACAUCUUCAGCGGAUCAUACUUGACGAGGUGCGGAUCGCAUCGAAGAAACAUCCCAACGAAUUCGGUUACAACUCUGACGAAUCGGAGUACAUAGCUCUCCGAUUAAUGCAAGCAGUGACAGCGCGCGUCAAUGAUGUGUGCUUACGAUAUCUGGACAACGCACGCCUUGACACGCUACCGCCGCCCCCGCCACAGUCACUCAAAGAGUACAAAACAGUUUCUUCUGCCACUAAGAACUCAAGAAGAGUCAUGGAGGAUAGACAUGUCGAGAUUGCAAACCUGGAAGCGUUGUUUGGCAUUGAGACGACGGAACCCACCAGUUUCUACGCAGUAUACGACGGUCACGCGGGAUCCGCGGCGGCGACCUACUGUGCAGCCCACCUACACCAGUACCUAGUGGAGAGCCCGCACUUCGCCAGAGACCUGAGACAAGCCACGCAUGAUGCCUACUUGAGAACAGACGCCGAGUUCAUUAGAAAAAGUAAUCAGAAGAGAGCAUCAGGCGGCAGUACAGCAGUAUCGGUAGCAGUGCGCGGGCGACGCUUGGUAGCGGCGUGGGCAGGCGACUCCCUAGCUCUGCUCGCCAAGCGCAUGCGCCUUAUGCAGCUCGUCAACCCGCACAAACCCGACCGACCUGACGAAAAAGAACGAAUAGAGUCGACGGGCGGCACAGUGAUGUACUGGGGCACCUGGCGAGUCAACGGACAACUAGCGGUCUCACGUGCCAUAGGUGACGCGCAAUACAAGCCGUAUGUGACCGCGCGGCCCGAGAUAGUGGUGGUGGAGCUGGAUGGGGACGAGGACUUCGUGGUGGUGGGCUGCGACGGGCUGUGGGAUGUCCUCAGUGAGGACGCUGUGGCGUUGUCCGUCUACAAACAGCUGUGCAAUGACCGAGAUGACUUGAAGGCGGUGCCCAAGAAUCUGGUAAGGCAGGCGAAGAGGGCCGGCUCCGAGGACAACAUCUCCGUAAUCGUGGUGUUCCUGAAGGACCCGCGUGAUAUCAUCGCCGAUAACUGCCCGCCCAUGGACCUUGGGCUGGACAACGCGCGGGUGACGAACGUGCCACCGUUCGUCUUGAAGGAUGAAGCCUGCAAAACCGUGGUCGCCGAGACGGGAGGCGGCGACUGCGCCGAAGGGGGCGACAACGGCGUGUCUGACAGCGACAGUGAAGACCUGGGGCCGGAGACUGCGGUAGAUGCCGACCUAGAUGUAGAUGACGACGCCGAAUUGAGAGACGAGCCUGCACCUCCCACGCCGCCUGCACAUGCCGUGGAAUCGAGCCACGUCGACGGCAACUUGGCGGAUAAUGUAGCGGAGAGUGGCGAGGAGUCCGAAGACGAGUGGAAUUACUUCAAAGGCGAGGGUGAACGGGAACAGAUCCCCAGUGAGGAGAACGACGAGCCGCCACGCUCAGAGACACCCGGUCAAGAUAAUUCUGCCUGGGAAAGUAGUUCAGUAGACAUGAACAGUUCACCUCUCAACCCUGACGCGCCGGUAUUUGUACCCGGCGGGGUGGGCGGCUCCGACGUGCUACUGGCAGAGUCUCCAAGGAAACCCAUGCCCAUGGAUGACAUUGAGCUGCCAGAUGCAAACCAGUUCAAGACUGAAGCUGUGGUACGACCAGCUGAGUUACAGGACUUAGAUAACUGUGACCAACUUAAUGGGCAUCAUAAUAUAUCAAUGGAAGGUGUGACAGAACAUUUGAAUGGGAAUGACAAGGAUGAAAUGGAGAGCUUAGGGUUUGGCUUCAAUGUAGGAAUUGAAAAAGAGAAGGUCAAAGACAACAAUCUCAUACAAGACUUUGAAAGAAUACAGAAGGACACAACAGAUUUUUGUAAUAUUCAGGUGUUUCCUGCACACACUGAAACAAAUCCUUUCAACACUGACGUUGAUGACGAAUUCUUUGAAAGACUUAAAAACAAAGAAAGGGAUCCAAUGAGUAUGAGCUUCUACCAGGAAAAGGAUGAUGAUACAUGUGAACGCUUUGGUAAACUGGAACCGAGCGUUGAUCUCAAUGCAGUUCAACCUCUACCUGACAGUGACGAUGAGGACAUGCAACCAAAUGGAGGACAUCAAAGUGACCGUGAUGACAAAGAAAACGUAUGCCCUAGUGAGAAAUCAGACUUGUUCAAUUUAGAAGAUGGCCAGGAACCAAAUAAUGAUAGAAUGAGGUUUGAUGAACAGUCUGAUACCCUAGCAAACAAUAUUACCAACUUAGAUAAUUUCAUGGACUUCAAUGUCAACAGCACAAACAAUAUACAAAACUAUUCCAACACUGAGUUUGAAUGCAACAUACAGGAAUCAGUUGUUCAAACAGAUACGCCUGAAUCACACAAGCUUCUUUUCGAACAAAUACCAGAAAUACCUGAUGGCAAAAGUUCGGAAUUAGGAUUUACGAAUGAAGACUUACUGGAACCUUCAGAGAGUGAAAGAGAUGCGCGAGCCAUCACACCACAGGACGAGACCUCACAGGACAUCGAAAUGGAGAGUAAACUUGAAGAAUCGCCUUCAGAAGAAGUCCAAGCUGAAUUAGCUGGUGAAGUCAAAGAUGAGCUAGCUCAUUCAGAUCACAUUGACAUUUCUGAGACAAGCGAUCAUGUUGAACAACUAGAUAUUAUUGAAAAUGAAAUCACUAAUGAAAUUACAGAAUCUGAAACCACGCCGGACUUAGAAGAAAAACUAAUUGAACAGUUCUCCAACUCUCCAGAGAUGGAUCACGAAAACGUCGUAGUGGAUGUUCAUAAAGAACCCGAGUUUAGAAAUUUCGAUGAAUUUGACGCUGAGAAUAAACAAGAUAAUAUGACCCAUGAUAAUAUUAAAGACUCGUCAGAAUUCGAUAUAGAUACUGAAAUAAGAUUAGAAACUGAACAAGAGGUAGAACAAUUACAAGCGCCUGUAUCACAGAUGCCAGGCGAUUCCCCAAUACAGUCCCCUGCGCCGAGCGAGACUUUGCUGCCGAAUGAGUCUCUAUUGCCGCGUGAUUCUCCCUUACGUGAUUCGCCUGCUCCACAAGAAUCUUUAUUGAGGGAGUCCCCACUGCCCCAAGACACUUCAUUACCAGAAAGUUCACCAUUGCCCCAAGAAGAUUUGUCUGUGCUUCGAGAAUCUCCACUGCCCCAAGAAACACAGUUGCCCAGUGAGUCGCCACUGCCCCAAGAGUCACAGUUGCCCCAUGAGUCGCCAGAGCCCAGUGAGUCGCCACUGCCUCAAGAGUCACAGUUGCUCCAUGAGUCGCCAGAGCCCAGUGAGUCGCCACUGCCCCAACAGUUACAGCUGCCCCAUGAGUCACCAGUGCCCAGUGAGUCUCCCUUACCCACUGAAUCACCAGUCCCCAGUUCGGUUGCACAUCUCAAUGCACCGGAACCAACUACUUCACCUCUCGCAAACUCUCCUCUUCCCACAGAGUUAGAGGUUUCAGAGUCUAUUGCACCAGCACAGUCACCAUUACCCUUACAAUCUCCAGAACCAGAGUCAAAAUUACCCGCACAAGACGAUCUCGAGCCUCCGGUACCGGCCGAGAUUCCCCUACCACGGGAAUCACCCCUACCUUCUGAGUCACCCUUACCAGAUGAUGCACAUCUCGCUGAUUCAUCGCUUCUCAGGGAAACGUCACAAACUAAAGACACAUUCUUAUCUGAAUCACCUUUACCUAUUGAAACUACCAUUAAUGAACAAGUAUUAAUCACUGAAUCGCAAAUUGAGCCACAAAUAGAAUCACAAAUUGAAGCACAAUUAAAUUCACAACAAAUACUGGAAUUUGAACAAGAAAUAUCUGUCCCAGAUGAUAUACAACGAGAAUCUCCUCUUCCAGUUGACAACAUUGAAGAACGAAUCCAUAGAUCGCCCCUUCCUGUAGAACAAAACUUCGAGGAAACUUUCUCAAGAGAACAACAAGAGUUUUCUGCAUUUGUACAAGAAUCAGUUGAAAAAAGUGUGCCCGAACAGCCCUGCCGGUCUUACAGUGCAUCUCCACUGCCUGUUGAAGCACAACUUCAAGCACAGUCACCUAUUAAUAGACAUAUUGAAUCACCUGUAUGCGAGCCCCUCAGAGAUUCACCGUUGCCUGUCGAAUCGGUAGCUACUGAAACUUUGUCUGAGCGACUCGAAAGCUUUUCGCCAGCGCCCGUAGAUACCAUCGCAACCCCCGAGCCGACAAAACUCGCGGAGCCCGUCGCACUUGCAGACGAGCCCGCGCCCGUUGCGCCUUCCGCUCCUUUAGUUGAAUCCGUUUCAGAGGUCGUGCCUCCACAGGAGUCGGAAGUAAAAUCUGAACAAUUAGCCGAAAUGACUACCUCGACACCCGACAUCGUGCCCGAAGAACGACCGCGCAACGAACUAGUCACAGACAUAGACAUCGGCAUUCCCGAAUCGAGGGCGCAAGAAAUAUGCGUGCCCGUCACUAGCGAGAUCCAGCACGAGGACGUCGUGCGGCCUGGUGCCACGCCGCCGCCCACGCCCGCCGUCGGCGACGCGCCCAUCGCGGCCGCCGUCGCCGUCGCCGCCACCGCCGCCGCCGCCACCGCCGCCGCCGCCGCCGCGAUCACCGCGAAGGCCGCCAAACCGAGUUCCCCCAAGAAGGCGUCCACGACGCCGGCCGCGAAAACCGACUCGAAGGCUACGCCGAAGUCGACCGCCGCGCGAACGCCGACAUCGGCCAAACGCGUCGCCUCCGCUACGACCGCGGCGCGCUCGCCGGCCCCCCGCGCGCCCGCCGCGCGCUCCGCAAGCGCCAAGGCGUCGCCGGCCGCGCCGCGCGCCGCCUCCAAGCCAGCCGCGUCGCCGGUCAAGUCUGCCCCCUCGCCCGCCAAGCCCACGGCCGCGUCCGCCAAGCCGACAGCCGCGUCCGCCAAGCCGACAACCGCGUCCACUAAGUCGGCCACCCUUCCCGGUAAAACCGCCGCGAAACCUGCGCCCCGCGCCGCCGCGGCGCCCGUCCCGCGCACGACUGCGGCUCCGCGGCCCGCGCCCAUCACUCGGUCGGCCCCCAAGGCCCCCGCGACGAAACCCGCCACAGCACCAUCUAAACCGAUGACCGCAACACUCAAGGCGACGACCAUAUCAACCAAGAUGGCGGGCGCACCACCCAAGACGACCGCAGCGCCCAAGACUACGACCACGGCACCGAAGACGAUGAGGACCGCAUUAUGUGAUGGUAUGCUUCGAGGUGUCUCAGCCGAGAAGACAGCAAGCCUGCCCAAAGCUAAGGCUCCAGGGCCGCCGCAGCCUUUGACGAAUGGAGAUGUGAAGACGAGCGCCAAGCCCGCGCCCAUAACGCGAGCCGGGGCCGCGCGCCCCGCGCCUCCCAGCAGACCCACGGCGCCGAAGCCGGCGUCGCGCGCGCCUCUGGACAAGCAGAGCAAGGACCUCGCCAACAAGCGCAUCACCGCCAAGGCCGCGCCGCCGAGGACCGCCCCCAACAAGGCCCCAGUUGGCAUCAAAGGCACAAAAGCGGUAACCAAGAGGCAAGACAACAAGAAGGACACUGAAGCGGCGCUCACGAACGGCGCGCCCGAGGCGUGCAAGGCGCCGCCCAGCCCGCCCGCCGACGCGCUGCCCGACGUCAUCGCGUAGGCGCCAUCACACGAUUCCUAUUAUUUUCCGCUUCAAUUUUGUGAUUUUCUAUAAGUGUAUCAUAGUUUUACGGCUCGCGCACACGCGUCGAAUUUUGACGUACGUUUUAUACCUUCACAAUUUGAUAGCAUAAUGCGCAAAAAACCGACACAACACGUUUUAUUAGUGGACUUUAUUGUCAGCACACAUCAGAGUAUCCCAUCGUGAAUAUCAUUAGUUUGUCAGUACUAAAAAUUAGAAUGAAGUCAGCGAACGCGCUUUACCUCUAUUUCCGUCAGUAAAGGUCCAGUUAAACUGAUCGGCUGACUCAGUGUUAUUACUAUCAUUGAUAUUUUUCAGUACUGAAGAAUAACCUGCGUACGGCUUCUUUUGUCUCGUCGUAUGCCAUCAACUUUAAUUACAUCUUUUUAAUCAGCGUCUAUUUAUUAUUUUAAACCAUAGUGUUUUCUCAAGGUCUUGAACAAUUAAAUCCUGUUUAAAGAAAAAAUGGCGAACAUACUAGAAUGAAGAAAUGUACGUACGAAUUCGAAGAGUGUACGUUGGUCUUUAUGGCUAAGUAAUGAAUCUUCUCUUAAUACUUGAUAGCAUCAAGCAUGGUAACUAUUAAGUGUCUGAUUUCUGGCAUUGCGUCCUUACAGCAAAUGUCAAAAAACAGUCGUUAAUAUUUAAAAACCUCUCCAGUGUUAAGAGACGUUUCGGUAUACGCCCGUUAAGGUGAUCAAACAUUACGCACACGCAAACGCAACACAUCUUUCAGUACGGAAAAUUCGAAUGACGUCAUCAUUACGUCGAUUGCACACGCGUACAAUUUCGAAUGACGUCACAAGAACAUUUUUGAAAGUGAGAUUCAGCUUGCUGCGUGUAUUUUGUCUACAUAUUGAAAAAUGCAUUGCGCGAUUGCGUAUGUAGUGUGUGAUCAAUAUUUAGGCUUGACUACUUUCUACGCUGAUGUCGGUCGCGCGUACAAUUCGCUUUGCCAGCGUCACAGUGUUGGCAACCUGUUAUCGUACACGAGACCGACAUCAGCGUAGGAGCAGGCCUUAGGUUGAGAUCUAUAGAGCGUACUUUAACAUUGCUUAGACUUUGUGUUAAAACGAGACAGAUGUAUGUGUUUGAUGUAUAAAUCCGUCUCGUUUUAGCUCUGUCAUAAGUCUGGGUAAAGUCGAAGUAUGCUCUAUAAAUCUCAGCCUUAAAGUCGCUCGUAGCGGCUAGUCGUUAGGUGCGGGAGGCGUCUCCCAUUUUUAUAUUAUAGACAUCAGCUUUUAGAUAAGAGUACGUUGCGGAGAGCGAGCGCGUCGCUGCGCGCGACUACGUGCGUGUAGAUGCGCAGUAACGCGCACCGACGCGCCCGAAUUAUUAUCCACUAUUAUGAGAAUUUUUAUAUUACCAACGAAUGAUUGAUUUUAAUAAAUCCGGCUUUUAAUUUAUUUUCUUUGUAUAACCGUAUUAUUUAAAUAAAAAAUGUGAAGAACGACUGA